Molecule: messenger RNA, 3586 nt
Organism: Carica papaya (papaya)
Lineage: Eukaryota; Viridiplantae; Streptophyta; Magnoliopsida; Brassicales; Caricaceae
Source: RefSeq, a predicted model, not a curated record
AAACGAGUCUUGAUCGUUCAAGAAACAGAAUCCUGGAACCAAACAGAAAACAAACAAAACGAUUACCAUAAACUUUCACGCUCGAAAGAGAUCGUCUCUCUUUCUCGCGCUCAGCUCUAACUUCUCCUUCUGAUUUCUCUCACCCCUUACUCUUAUUGUCUAGUGAAUCGCGCUCCAAUCCGUUUCCGUUUCGGGUCAGUAUUUUCAAUCAAUAAUUUGAUUUUGUUUCGUUUCAAAUGAUCAAUGUCGAGGAGACUUGCGAUAAUACCUCAGCAGUCGCCUCUCCUGAUCCGUUUGAUCUCUCGUCGCCGAAAUCAGACGAUGGCGGGAGCUCGCCUGCACAAUCAUCGCAGUAUUCCUCGUGCGGAGAAUCCGAAUUCGAGCGGUAUUGCAGUGCAAACUCCGUAAUGGAAACACGAAGUUUGUGCAGCUCAGUUGGGGCAUUUACUGAUUGCAUGGCAUCGGAGUUUUUUGGAUCUAUGAAGAGUGAUUUGGGGUUUGGAGAUGAUAAUGGAUUGGAGAAUUUUAGUUUUGAGCCGAACCUCAACCUUUCCUCUGCGAGAAAAGAUUGGUUAGGGAAUCGAAGAGUCGAGUUUUUAAAGGAUGAUAACGGUGAUGAGGGGAUUAGUUGUGAGUUGAGUGCUGACAUGUUUCAUCAAAAUACGGAGAGUACAGGUGCUCAAGGUGUAGGCUACGAUGGAAGUUAUGAGGGGAAUUUGAUGGGCUGUGACGUAGAUGGAGGAGGUUCUGUGCCCAAGUUGUUUGUCGAAGAGAGAGGGGGAAAUAUACUUGGAUCGACCGCAGAAUUGGAGGUGGGGUUUGGUGGAGUAGAAUUGGGGACAGAGGAAGAUGAGAACUUGUCGGUGCAUGAAUAUUCUGAUGACGACGGUUCAAUGUAUGGUGUAGAUGAUGAGGGUGAACAUAAUUUGUACUAUCCAAAGAAGGUACCGUAUCCACAAGAUGCGAAUGCCAGCCAUGAAAACCCCUUCCUUAUAAAUUCAUCUGUAGCUUUUGGUUCGGAGGAUUGGAAUGAUUUUGAGUUGGAAAGUGGAGCUGGUCCCCUGAUGCCUCUGAUAUUGGAUAAGGUCCAGGAGCGUGAAAAACAAAAUCCCGAAAGUGAAAGAAACUCCCCAGAGAUAUCAACUGUUAGUCAGCUAGAAGGAAAGGAUCAAACGGAUGUGUUGAUAGCUGGAGAACAAGUUCAAGUUGCUCAUCAUAUAGAUGUAAAUGUUAAUUCUGUUUCAGCGCCAACAUGCUUUCCGAUCUUUGGUAAACCUGAGCAGGUUGGAGAAGUGAAAGACAUUACCAUAGACAGUUAUCAGGUAAAAGGUGCUGAUGAAUUGGUUGACGAUAACAAAAGUUCUUCCAUCAGAACCAUUGGUGUUCGGGAGCUAUAUGAACCUGAGAGAGAUGUCAGAGACAUAUCUAUUUCUAGCAAUAAAGUCUGGGAUGUUUAUGAUGAGAUGAACUUUGAAAAAUUUUCUGUUAAGCUUGGGAUUUUUAAAGAUCAAUUUGACCCCCUGGCUGACAAUGAAGUUCAUAAAGUUUCUCCAACUUCAACAGAAUUCUCAGGGAAAUUAAAUGCCCAGUUUUCAGAAGAGUUUAAACCAAAGUCGAUGUCUUCGACUUUUGAAAACAUGAUUACAUCACAAAAAUUUCCUGCCCCAGAAGACCCCUUUGAAGUGCAUCCUGCACCAGUUAAGACAGGAAAUCUCGAGCUUAAUGAAUUUUAUGAUGAGUUUGUUCAUGACAUGCAAGAAAUUUUACUUGACUCUAGUGUUAAAUCUCUUGGGUCAAGGUUUCCUCAAGGUAAUCCAAUGUUUCAAUCACAACCAUCUCUACCUCUAAGAGAUGGAGGGCGAACUGCUUCUACUUCUGGUGCAGAUAAUUCCUACCCUCAAGUUUUGCGGCAAUCAAGAAUUGAUAGUAUUGAAGUUGUUGGCGCAAAGCAAAAGAAAGGAGAUGUCUCACUUAGUGAAAGAUUAGUUGGGGUGAAAGAAUAUGCCGUAUAUGUCAUAAGAGUGUGGAGUGGCAAGGACAAAUGGGAGGUUGAACGUAGAUACCGUGAUUUCUUUACCCUCUACCGCCGCUUGAAAUCAUUAUUUUCCGACCAGGGUUGGAUUCUUCCUUCUCCAUGGUCCUCUGUAGAGAGGGAAUCCAGAAAGAUAUUCGGGAAUGCAUCUCCUAAUGUUAUUGCUGAAAGGAGUGUUCUUAUUCAGGAGUGUCUACAAUCUGUCCUCCGUUCAAGGUUUUUUUCCAGUCCCCCAAGCGCAUUAAUUUGGUUUUUAUCUCCUCAAGAUUCAUGCCCCAGUUCCCCUGCAUCCAAUGCACUAGUGUCUCAGUCUACGGUUUUCAACAGAGGCAUAGAUACAGAAACCAUUUCCAGUUUGGGAAAGACUAUAUCACUUAUUGUUGAAAUUCAACCACAUAAAUCAAUGAAACAAUUGUUAGAAGCACAACACUAUACUUGUGCUGGAUGCCAUAAACACUUUGAUGAUGGAAUGACUCUAAUGCGAGAUAUUGUACAGACAUUUGGGUGGGGAAAACCCCGACUUUGUGUAUAUACUGGUCAGUUGUUUUGCUCUUCGUGUCAUACAAAUGACACUGCAGUUUUGCCAGCAAAAGUUUUGCAUCAAUGGGAUUUUGGUCAAUAUUCAGUUUCCCAAUUGGCUAAAUCAUAUCUGGAUUCUAUUCAUGACCAGCCAAUGCUCUGUGCUAGUGCAGUUAAUCCUUUACUAUUCUCAAAGGUGCCAGCCCUGAAUCAUGUCAUGGGCAUUAGGAAACAGAUAGGAACUAUGCUUCCAUAUGUUCGCUGCCCAUUCCGUAGGUCAAUCAACAAAGGACUUGGGUCUCGAAGAUAUCUUCUUGAGAACAACGAUUUUUUUGCACUUAAAGACCUGAUUGAUCUAUCCAAAGGAGCAUUUGCAGUUCUUCCUAUGAUGGUUGAAAAUGUUUCAAGAAGAAUUCUGGAGCAUAUUACGGAGCAAUGUCUCGUAUGCUGUGAUGUAGGAGUAGCGUGUGGUGCUCGACAAGCAUGUGAUGACCCAUCCUCCCUUAUAUUCCCUUUUCAGGAAGGUGAGGUUGAAAAAUGUUUGUCUUGUGAAUCAGUCUUCCAUAAGCCUUGCUUUAGGAAGCUCACAAAUUGUCCGUGUCUCAAGGUGGUUGAUCUUGUUGGAUCCUCUAACAUGGCCAAUGGUAGUGUCGAUGGUGAGGGAAACAGAGGACUGGAUGUGUUGGGGAGGAGACUGGGUUCUGGGCUGCCUGUGGGAUUCCUCUCUAGUUUAUUUUCUAAGACAAAGAGUGAGAGGCUGGAACGCAAGGAUAGUGACACUGUCAUUUUAAUGGGUUCUUUGCCAAGUAAUACCUUGUAGUUUACAAUCUUUAGUGUAUCAUUUAUCUUUUAGCUUGAUUUUGUAUUUUAGUGGCCAAUUUGUUGAGAACUUGUAUGGAAGUUGAAUAAGGAUAUAAGUAAACUAUAUCUUUGCGUCCAAAUAUAUAAGGUGGGAUGCUGCACCCUUUCACAUUUUGUCCCUUCUUUUCUUUGUAAACAAUAGAAAAAGAAAUCUUUGUGGAGUCAGAUUCUUUU